GCUGCAUGGCGCUGAGAUGGCGGGGGCGCCGCGCGGCGGAGGCGGCGGCGGAGGCGGCGCGGGCGAGCCUGGGGGCGCCGAGCGGGCGGCCGGGCCAGGCGGCCGGCGCGGGCUCCGGGUGUGCAACGAGGAGUUCGCUUGCCCCGAGCUGGAGGCGCUGUUCCGCGGCUACACGCUGCGGCUGGAGCAGGCGGCCACGCUGAAGGCGCUGGCGGUGCUCAGCCUGCUGGCGGGCGCGCUGGCACUGGCCGAGCUGCUGGGCGCGCCGGGGCCGGCGCCCGGCCUGGCCAAGGGCUCGCACCCCGUGCACUGCGUCCUCUUCUUGGCGCUGCUCGUGGUCACCAAUGUCCGGUCCCUGCAGGUGCCCCAGCUGCAGCAGGUCGGCCAGCUGGCGCUGUUCUUCAGCCUCACCUUCGCGUUGCUCUGCUGCCCCUUUGCGCUGGGCGGCCCCGCCCGGGGCUCCGCCGGGGCGGCCGGGGGACCGGCGACCGCGGAACAGGGUGUUUGGCAGCUCCUUUUGGUCACCUUCGUGUCCUAUGCCCUGCUGCCCGUGCGCAGCCUGCUGGCCAUCGGCUUCGGGCUCGUGGUGGCUGCCUCACACUUGCUGGUUACAGCCACCUUGGUCCCCGCCAAGCGCCCACGUCUCUGGAGGACGCUCGGUGCCAACGCCUUGCUGUUCGUUGGCGUGAACAUGUAUGGGGUCUUCGUGCGGAUCCUGACCGAGCGCUCACAGAGGAAGGCGUUCCUGCAGGCCCGGAGCUGCAUCGAGGACCGGCUGAGGCUGGAGGAUGAGAACGAGAAGCAGGAGCGGCUCCUCAUGAGCCUCCUGCCACGGAAUGUUGCCAUGGAGAUGAAGGAGGACUUCCUGAAGCCCCCCGAGAGGAUUUUCCACAAGAUUUACAUCCAGAGGCAUGACAAUGUGAGCAUCCUGUUUGCAGACAUCGUGGGCUUCACGGGCUUGGCGUCCCAGUGCACGGCCCAGGAGCUGGUGAAACUCCUCAAUGAGCUUUUUGGCAAGUUCGACGAAUUAGCCACAGAGAACCACUGUCGCCGCAUCAAGAUCCUUGGGGACUGCUACUACUGUGUGUCGGGCCUCACCCAGCCCAAGACCGACCACGCCCACUGCUGCGUGGAGAUGGGGCUCGACAUGAUCGACACCAUCACGUCCGUGGCCGAGGCCACCGAAGUGGACCUGAACAUGCGUGUGGGUCUGCACACGGGCAGGGUCCUCUGUGGCGUCCUGGGCCUGCGCAAGUGGCAGUAUGAUGUGUGGUCCAACGAUGUGACCCUGGCCAACGUUAUGGAAGCCGCUGGCCUACCUGGGAAGGUUCAUAUCACAAAGACGACCCUCGCAUGCUUGAAUGGGGACUACGAGGUAGAACCAGGUUAUGGACAUGAGAGGAACAGUUUCCUGAAAGCUCAUAAUAUCGAAACCUUUUUUAUUGUGCCAUCCCAUCGCAGAAAGAUAUUUCCAGGCCUGAUUCUCUCAGAUAUAAAACCGGCAAAGAGGAUGAAGUUCAAGACCGUCUGCUACCUGCUGGUGCAGCUCAUGCACUGCCGGAAGAUGUUCAAGGCCGAGAUCCCCUUCUCCAAUGUCAUGACCUGCGAGGAUGAUGACAAGCGGAGGGCGUUGAGAACAGCCUCGGAAAAGCUCAGAAACCGCUCGUCCUUCUCUACCAACGUUGUCUACACCACCCCAGGCACUCGUGUCAACAGGUACAUCAGCCGCCUCCUAGAAGCCCGCCAGACAGAGCUGGAGAUGGCGGACCUGAACUUCUUCACCCUGAAGUACAAGCAUGUCGAACGGGAGCAAAAGUACCACCAGCUUCAGGACGAGUAUUUCACCAGCGCUGUUGUCCUCGCCCUCAUCCUGGCUGCCUUAUUUGGCCUUGUCUACCUUCUAAUAAUCCCACAGAGUGUGGCCGUCCUGCUCCUGUUAGUGUUCUCCAUUUGCUUCCUGGUGGCCUGUGUCCUGUACCUACACAUCACCCGGGUCCAGUGUUUUCCAGGGUGCCUGACGAUUCAGAUUCGCACUGUCUUGUGUAUUUUCAUAGUGGUCUUAAUCUACUCGGUAGCCCAAGGAUGUGUGGUGGGCUGCCUGCCCUGGGCCUGGAACUCCAAGCCCAACAGUACCCUGGUGGUCUUCUCCUCUGGGGGCCGGCGCACAGCGCUGCCCGCCCUGCCCUGCGAGUCUGCACACCACGCCCUGCUCUGCUGCCUGGUGGGCACCCUCCCGCUAGCCAUAUUCCUGCGGGUGUCCUCCUUGCCAAAAAUGAUCCUGCUGUUGGGGCUCACCACGUCCUACAUCCUCGUCCUGGAGCUCAGCGGAUACACCAGAUCUGGGGGCGGUGCUGUCUCUGGGCGCAGCUACGAGCCGAUCAUGGCCAUCCUGCUGUUCUCCUGCGCGCUGGCCCUGCAUGCCAGGCAGGUGGACGUCAGGCUGCGGCUGGACUACCUCUGGGCGGCGCAGGCAGAAGAGGAGCGCGAGGACAUGGAGCGGGUGAAGCUGGACAACAGGAGGAUCCUCUUCAACCUCCUGCCGGCCCACGUCGCCCAGCACUUCCUCAUGUCCAACCCCCGGAACAUGGACCUCUACUACCAGUCCUACUCCCAGGUGGGUGUCAUGUUCGCCUCUAUCCCCAACUUCAAUGACUUCUACAUCGAGCUGGAUGGCAACAACAUGGGGGUGGAGUGUCUGCGGCUGCUCAACGAGAUCAUCGCCGACUUUGACAAGCUCAUGGACAAAGACUUUUACAAGGACCUAGAGAAGAUCAAAACCAUUGGGAGCACCUACAUGGCCGCGGUGGGGCUGGCGCCCACCUCGGGGGCCAAGGCCAAGAAGUCCAUCUCCUCCCACCUAAGCACACUGGCGGACUUUGCCAUUGAGAUGUUUGAUGUCCUGGAUGAGAUCAACUACCAGUCUUACAACGACUUCGUCCUGCGAGUUGGCAUCAACGUGGGCCCCGUGGUGGCCGGAGUGAUCGGGGCUCGCAGGCCCCAGUAUGACAUCUGGGGAAACACAGUCAACGUGGCCAGUCGGAUGGACAGCACCGGGGUCCAGGGAAGAAUCCAGGUGACUGAGGAAGUCCACCGGCUGCUGAGAAGGUGCUCCUACCACUUCGUGUGCAGAGGCAAAGUCAGUGUCAAGGGCAAGGGCGAGAUGUUGACAUACUUUUUGGAAGGCAGGACUGAUGGAAACGGCUCCCAGACCAGGCCCCUAGGCUUAGAGCGAAAAAUGUGUCCUUAUGGGAGAGCCGGCCUUCAGGCCAGACACCCCCCUGUGUGCCCCACGGCUGGGCUCCCAGUCAGGGCCGGGCUCCCCCCGCACCCCACCAGCCAGUACCUGCCCCCCAUGGCAGCUGGGAAGGAGGCUUAACGGAGCCCACGCUGGCUGCUGGGGGUGCACACAGGGCGAGAACGCUCUGGGGCGACACAGGCCACUGCGGCUCCAGCCAGGACGAGCCAGACCCGCAGAGCCGGCAGGCAGCGGCCCGGCUGGAGGAGGAACAUUGUCCAGGCAUGGCCUGUGGCCCGAGGGCCAGCAACCCGGCAGAAGCGGCACAGCAGUGACUUGGUGAGGGGAGGACACCUGUCUGCACACACAUCCAGGCCUCGCGGGAGAUGUGUCCACUCUGUCCUCCCCUCCGCGGGAGAGGGAGCACUGUCUCUUUCCAGCAGGCCUUUGCGGGUUUGGCCAGGUUGGUGUCAGUGUCAGGAGUUCAGAACAUCCGCCGGGCUACAGCGACAGCCGUGGAGGUCUGGCUGGCAGAGUGGCCUGGAGCCUGCCGGGAGUGCUCCCUGAGACAGCUCUGUGCCUCCCCAGCCGAGGUGGGGCCCGGCGUGCAGGGGGCUCCAGGCCUGGGCAGCGGCUUGCGGAGCUGGAGUGGGAAGUCAGGCCUCACCGGGCUGGGGCUGUUCACACCACGGCGCGGACUGUUCACGCUCGGGCUGGACAGUUUGGGGAGAAUGGAGAAGCUGCUCUCACUGCAUGGAUAGUGGUGGCCACGCCUUUCCUCAGAGUGGCUGUUUGCUCAAAGCCGGAGGUAGGUCUCCUGGGAGUCUCGGGGCCCCAGCCCCGUCUCCAUAAUCCCGGCCAGCGUCCGCUUCUUGUUCUGCCUGUGUGUUCCCCAGCCGCGCCACCUGGGAUCUGGCUCCUGCGAAACCUGGACGUUCUCUGUGCUGCACGUCACUGCUGUGUUUGUUCAAAGGAGAAGAGGGACCGGUGUCAUUUCUUCCUUUUCUCUGUGGUGUCCUGGGUCCUGUACAUGUGCAACAGUGCCAGGCUGCAUGUAUGUUGAAAAGCAGCGGCCCUUACACCCAUGAGCAGGCUUCCUUGAUGGCAGAUGAUCGUGAUGGAGAUGAGGAUGAGGGGCUCAGGGGUCUGGGAGAGCCGGUGGGAUGGGACUGGCCAGAAAUAGCCAGGCAAGUCCUGGCACGUGGAGACCCUGGAUCUCUGUCACAGGGAGGAAGGCAGCUGGAGAUGGGAGGAAAGGGUCUGGGGACCUGCUGCUCUGAAACGUGCUCAGAGAGGUUUCCGUGGACUGCAGGGGAGGCCAGAGCCUGUCUCUGCUCGAAGCCAGCUGGCUUGGGGGAUCCCUCCCCUCAUUGCUCCACAAGGGCUCUACUCCCUUUCUGGGGGUCCUGACUUUUCAGAAUGGGAGCAGAGAACAGCCCAGACUUCCUUCCCUGGAGUGUAGGCCUGUUGGGGCCUGCUCUGGACUGACCCCCAUCAGGGUGGGCAGGCGAUGUCCUUUGGCCACUCUCACCGUGGCAUGUUAGACUUGGCCUCCCGCAUGGGGAGGGCGACCCUGGCUCAGCCGUGUGGCCCUGUGGGGUCAGCAGGGGCCUCAGCCGUAGCUGGGGAGGCCAGGCCUGCGAGCUUUGCAGGGCAGCCGGGUUGGGGCUGGCUGGAUGGCUGUUCCAGAGGGACUCAGGGUUGGUGGUCGUGGCUCCAGCAGAGGCAGGACUCAGGACAGAGACGGACAGGGUGGACAGCUUCUGGCAGGGGAGGGUGGAAGAGGCUUCAUGCAGGCCGUGGACCACAGGUGGCCGGAUGGGCUGUGGGAGGCACACCCCGUCUACUCUUCUAUCUCUCUCCGGGCUGGGCUGUGGCUUCUGUGAUGCACAGGGGGGCUGAAUGGUCUCCUGCACCUUCCUGAGAGUGAUUUUGACCCAUGCCUUUCCUGGCUGCAACAGGGAGCUCACAGGCCAGGGCCGCCUACCCCCUGGCCCCCCUGGAGAGUUUAGGGGUGGAGAAUGGGCAGCUUUUGUCUUCCUCGUGUGGUCCGCAUGUCACCGUCCACUAAUGCACCCUGGCAUUCUGGCAUCACCGGUGCGGGCUGGGGUCCCAAUAAGCCCUAGGGCAGAAGGAGAUGCUAGAGGGGGCUUCUGGCCGCUGUUGGGGCGUCCACAGGAGCCUGUGGUUGUGCAGAAUCUCCGGGCUGCCUGCGAGGGUGCCUAAGGACAGGCAGGCUCAUCACGAGGUCCAGGGACCAUCUGAGCUCCCCACGAGCUGAGCACUGGCUGGCGCCCAGCUGCCAGCCGCUCCCCACAGGCUGUGCGGAGUGUGGAGAGCCUCUCUGGCUCGGCCAGUGCUGCCGCCCACCCCGGGCUGUCCGGGUAGGGGGUAGACAGAGGAGUGGCCCCCAGAGGUGUCCACACCCUAGACCUAGGCCCUGUGGCUAUGCUCUGUCACUUGGCAAAGGGGACUUUGCAGUCAGAAUUAAGGUUAGUGAACUUAGGAUGGGAGAGGAUCCUGGGCUACCCGAGUGGGCUCAGUGCAGCCAGAUGGCCCCUUGGAAGGGGACGAGGGAGGCAGAAGAGCCUGGAAAGAUUUGAAACAUGACAGGGAUGGCACCACCGUUACUGGCCACAGCCAAUGCCCGAGGCCACUUGACAACCUCAGCCCCAGCCAGCAAGGAAGUGGGGACGUCACUCCCACAAUUACAAGUCGCUGAAUCCGGCAACAGCCUGAGCGAGCCCAGAGCCUGCAGGAGGAGCAGAGCCCAGCCUGGUGACACCUUGGUCUGGCCCGUGAGACUGAGCACAGAGCCGGCUGCCGCACGGCGUCCGGCCUGGGGUCCACAGAGCCGGGAGGUCACACAUGUGCAUCUGUGACACCACUCAAGGCAGGGCAGUCACGCAGCAGCAGGAGGAAGCCAUGCCGGCGACCACACUUCCUCCCCUGGGCGCACGACCUUUCUGAAAUGGACCCCACGGCAGCCUUGGCGAGGUCUCCACGUCACGGGGCAAACAUCUCCAUCAUCAGCAACUCCAAACCCCACCUAUUCCUGGGAGUUCAGGAACUGUGUUUAGCCAUAACGUUCCUUGGGGUUUGGUGAAAAACAACUUCCUUUUUAUUUGUGAUAAAACUGUAUUAUAUUGCCUUAUUUAUUUUUAAUCGUGUACAAUAUUCAUGUACAAAUGUUAGAGCCAUUUGGGUAGGAUUCCCUCGAAAUUCUUUCAGAGGCUCUGUAAAUAGUGCACCUGUUCCAGGUGCUGCCUGUCUACUCGUACCAAAAAUGAAGAAAAGCCCCACGCCCGCCCCAGCCUGCUCGACGACGCUGUGUGUUCCCUUCCCCGCCCCCGCAUGCCUCCCCUGCCUGCCGCCUAGGUAGAGCACAGCCCAGAUGCUUCCAAAGGUCUCCGUGGGCCCUGCCCACCCCUGCGGGUCUCUGUGUCCUGCAGUCAGACGCCCCCCACAGACCCAGAAACCUAAGUUGCCAGCCCGUGUUUCUCACACUCUAAAGCCACCGGGGCUUCUGGAACACCUGUCAUAGAAGCAAUAACUCUCAGUCUAUCCCGUGGAGACGAGUCUGGUCCAGAGCAGAUUGGUAAUGCAGAGACAAGCUGUGCACGCGGGUGUGCCCAGUUCCCUGGCUCUGUGGGGCUGCCACGCCCGAAGCCCCGCCCCUUCCUGAAGACCCAGCUCUGGGACCUCCGUUCCCGUGGGCUGUCAGGGCUGGGCCGGGCUCAGCACCCCAGGCCUGGUGAGCAGGCAGAGCCGCGUCAAACCCUCCUCAGGUCAUUGUCACUCCACCCUGGCUCAGGUGAGGGAGGAAGGAGGCGAUGACACCUCCCCAUCCAAGAUCUGUUCAGAUCAACAAAUCUCAGUACCAGUCUCGCUCUACCGAGGGUGGUGAGCUGCACAGUUUGUGGUGGCAACAUUCAAAGGACGACACGGCUUCCUCAUGGCACACCAUUGUAGGGAAAUGGCGGCGCGCUGCAGGUUGUCCUCAUUCACCCUCCACGCUGCUGGUGCCAUCCUGGUGGACAAGAGCCCCCUGGACAUGUGUCCAGGAUGGGGGACCCCAUGCCAGGCUGGCCUGGGUGUGGGGAGGUUCUUCUUUGUGGCUCAGACCUUUAAAUUGAGCUUGGAGGAUGACAGAGAGAAAGGUCUUACUCGAGGAACUCAGAUACCCAGAAUAACCGUUGGCACACGAAUCAUUCCAUGCUCUUGGGCACCAGAGAGGAGAUGCCACAGGCAGGUGUCCACGGUUGGCAUAGUGGGUGGUGAGGGGACUCAAGUCCCUUCAGCCUCCUGUGGCCCCAGCCCCCGCUGUGCCAGGUGGGGACCAGUGCAGGGCCGGGUGGGGGAUGGAGCCAGAGGAGGCGUUUUGGAAGGCUCAGUCCGGCUCAGUGGAAGGAAGGCCGUCCUAAUUGCCAUUUCCCACAGGUGGAUUUGGGUGCACCGGGGUGGUCAGGCCCUGCGGUUGGGGUGGGGGUGAUUCACGUGGCACAGGUGGCUCCUCCUGGAAGCCGCAGGUGUCUGUGGUUCUGUGUGAGCCGACAGCGAGGAGCUGCAGGGUGGGCCUCACGUGGGAGAGGGGGACACAGAGCGGCUAGGUGUGGGGUCCCAGGGCCGGGAAGGCUGAGGGCCCCUGAGGUGGCCUGUGGUGGCCUGGAUGGGGCUGGGUGCCAGCAUCGUAGGGCAGGGCCCCUGCCACGGCACCUGUUCCCUCAGUGUGGAUGUUCCUCCCUCGCAGAGUCAUGACGCCAGAGAGACACGGGUGGGGGUGUUCAGGGGCCCCCUGGUCCUCCCUCACCUCGGGGAACCCACAGGGACACUCUGGAAAGUGUCCCGGGGACUUCCCAUGCUGUUCUCUUGUCGUUCACUUGCUACUGGAGGCAGAUCCUGUAACAGGAUGUGAGGAAAUGUGUCACUUCCAUGGUCCGUUCCAUAAGCACCACAGACUCAGUGCCACAUCUUGGGGCUAGGCUUCCCUAAACGAUAUGUGAUCAUCUAAUGAAUCAUACAUUUUUAUUUUUAAAUUUCCCUGAAAAUUGAAUGCAUUCUGUUCCCCAUCAAAUCUGUUCACUAUCUUAAAAAAAUAGUUACUCCACUAGAGGCCACGCUUCAUUCAAAUCAGCGUGUGUGUGCGCCCUGUGUAUGUGUGUUGUGUUGCGUGUGUGAACACGUGUGUGCACAUGUGUGCCUAUCAUGUGUGUUGUGCACGUCUGCGUGUUGCAUAGCAUAAGCCAAAUGAAAAUUAAGUCUUUGUUCCUGGGAUUCAGAUGGAUUAGUAUAAGGAACGAAAUUAAGUUUAAAUACAGACAGAUGAGCUUCAUGCAGGGCUUUUGGGGAAACCAGCCCUGAGUGCCCUGACUUGGUUUUCCUUAGAGAAUCCUCAUUAUUGGAGGAGGAGGAGGUCUGGGCAGGAGGGCAGCAUCUGGGAGGCCAAGGCAGCGUGUGACCCCCUUACGGUGUUCGCUUGGUUUCCAACCCUCUGUCUAUAAUGCACUGCUUUUUUUUUUUUUAAUAUCAGCAAUUCUAAUGUCUACAGUAUCAGCACUAAUGUCCAGGGAUAUUGAGGCACUAAACAGGUCCCAUUUUCCUUUGUUUGGUUGUUUGCUUUGGGGUAGCUGGCUGCAGGAAUUCGGAAGGAGGAGCCGAGUGGGGGUGCAAGCGAACCUCAGCCCACAAGCGCCUCUCUCCCGCUCCCACGUGCUGGGAGCUGCUUUGCAGGCCGGGGCUCCCAGCGGAGAGUCCCUUGGCUUCAGUCUCUCAGCUGUGCAGGGAAAAGAGCCAGAGUAGACAGGUGCCCUUCUUGGGGUGUCCUUCGCAAUUGGCUGGAAAAAAAAUGUUGUAAAUCAGAAAACUGGCCACAGGGGCAGCCAUCUGCCCAGCGCUGUGUCCUCCAUACCUGGCAGGCGCUAGUUACUUUGGGGACCUUUCCUUCAUCCUUUGUGAAAUGAGCGUUUCUUUCUACACGACACUAAAUUCAACGUAUUCUGCACUGAUAACCACAGGGAAGGGCAGUCAUAGCUCUCCUGUCCAUUUGAGAUCGUCUCCAGGGGACCUUUGGGUGUGGCCACAAAUUAAGGAAACACUCAUGACUAGGAGCUAAAUCUGGCUUCACAGUAACUGGGCACUUCUGUGUGCUUCACUUCACUCUCUCCUUCAAACAGCCCAUGGAGGGAGGUAUUAUAAUCCUCAUGUUGUCAGUGAAGAAUCUGAGGCCCAGAGAGGUUAGGGACUUGAGUAAAGUCACACAGCUCUGAGAGGCAGGACCAGGAUUCAACUCCUGCUCUGUCCAGUCCAAACCCUUGUUUCCCAUCACAUUUAGUUCCUCUUUGCUAACAGUGAAAUCUGCAAAAAUUGUGUUGGUUUUGAUGGAGAACUCUAGCUUGUCCGCACACAAGUGCCCACUGUAGUGGAGGGGACACCUUGGCAGGUGGGUUCUAAGCGCAGCCUGUGCUGGGCCCCCGCGGGAAGGCUCGCUCCGACCGCCCAUCCUUGCAGCAUGUGCCCAGUCCGCGCUGGCGCUGGCAGGCCUUGGCCUCACGUUCUUAACUAGAGCAAUGCAAUUCCUCUCGGCUAAGCCGUCCUCCUCCUCAGUUGACCCCCAGCAAGGAAAUAAAAUAUUAGGCUUAAAAAAUCCCAACUUUGUCAUAUCAGAUUUUAUGUUCUAAAACCAUGUUGGAGCACAACCUAUCAUUGUGUCUAAAAAGAUACAGGAUUUCUCAUUGAACAAGAAUAGUCGUCGUCUCUUCCUGUAAGGCCUAAUAUCAAAUAGGGAGAAACUGUGGCACCCACAGACAUCCCCAAACUGCACAUCGUUUGUCCACUUACACAGUGCCAGGCCAGGCUCCCCGCUCCUGGUCAGGAGUUCCCUGAGCUGUGGGAGGCCGUUGGUUGAGUUUGCUGUUUCUGCUCAUCUUCCUCCACUGCAGAGCCAUUCAGUGUUGUCAUCAUGUGCUACUGGUGGGGUAUAGGUGGGUCAGGACAGCUUCCCAGAGACUAGAGGAUGUUCAAAGAGCCACAGUGUUCAGAAGGCAAGAAAGGGACUGUAAUAAUUGUUCACUGCAAUGGUGAGAGAUGUGGCAACCUCCGGAGCACGUGUGCCCGGUUUCCUAGCGUUGGUUUCUGAUGGUACUGGGGCAGCUCAGACUUUCAGCUAGCGUGGCUUCAAAAAGCUUUCGGCUGCUUACUGAGAAUUAAUGUUUAAACAGAGGUGAUCUCCUAGACUAACUCCCAAGAGAUCUCUCCUGUCUCCUGGGCUUAAUAAGCUUGUGCGGGACCAUGCAAGAACACGUGCUCAGAGUGUCCUUGCCGUGGGCGCUGCUUCCCAAGGCCUGCGAGGGAAGUUGGCCCUACAGCAGCCAGAACUCGUUUCUCACCUCCCACCAGCAACUCCCACUCCACUCCGGGCCCCGGGCACACGAAGCACAAGUCUCAGGGGACCCUUCCCACGUUGUGGGGAUCCCGAAGAAGCCCACAGCUGCCUCUCGCAUCCAGGGGGAGUGGGUCCCGCCGACCACCAGGAGCACACACCCCGUGCGGGAGGGCCUGUGGUUUUGCCUUCACCCCUGUCGAAACUGCACAUAUGCAAGCCGUUUGCACUCUGGAAUUGCAUGCCCUGAAAUUCCCAAUUGUGUGAAGUUAGUUUGAAUUCGAAGUCACGCAGCAUGCACAAAGGGACAGGCACAGGCCUGCCCUUGGGUCAUCCACCCGCAGAGCAUAUCCGUAAGCCACGGCGAGUCCUGUGGAGCCUGAGCUUUGCGUAGCUCACGCACUUAUUAUGCACCCUCUCCCUCGCACCCAAACUCCUCUUCCUCCACCAUCCUCAUUUAUACUGAUUGCACACCCCCUGCACAAAUGGAAAUGAUGUCAUCAGUAUGACCAUCUCUUAGCGGUAGAUUCCAUUCUGAUUUAAGGCAAGCCCAAAGCCCACUUUUGGAUUUUCUUGACUUGCUGAGAAAAGUUGCAUAAGCUCCUAUGUCCUUCAGGGUUCGGCUAGAUAGGGUUGUGUCCCUCAGCGGAAUGGAAAGUGAUGUGGGCGAGGGUGUCAUUUUCUCACACAAUAAAACUCAACGAGGAUGCUUCUGUAGAAGUGAGAAACACGAUGACUAUGUUCAGAAUUACAAUAACUCACUCUCACUGGGUAACUUCUCAUGCUAGAUUUGUAUGAUCAAUACGGGUCUCUUUUUAUGUCAACUGAACACUGUAGAGUACCUUCCAGUCUUUUUCAAGAUUGUUAAAUUGAGACAAGUAAUUGAAUAAUUUGUCCUAUUUUUAUUUAAAAAAAAAGUGAAUGGACUGACAUGUUAAAUGUGAAUGUACAUUUCUUAAUUGCAACUUUUCUACUGAGUGUUUGCACUAUACUUUCUGGAAUCUUAUUUAACAAAAAUAAAGGAAAAAAAUUGCUUGACUAAA
Lemur catta (Ring-tailed lemur) is the source of this 11656-nucleotide messenger RNA. RefSeq names its product adenylate cyclase 1 (gene ADCY1). Gene Ontology annotation, biological process: cAMP biosynthetic process; adenylate cyclase-activating G protein-coupled receptor signaling pathway; intracellular signal transduction. Gene Ontology annotation, molecular function: adenylate cyclase activity. The record is from RefSeq and is a predicted model, not a curated record. Lineage: Eukaryota; Metazoa; Chordata; Mammalia; Primates; Lemuridae. The transcript has 20 exons. Gene Ontology annotation, cellular component: plasma membrane. The coding region runs from base 17 to 3376 and encodes 1119 amino acids.